AUGAGCGAUACUUCCGAUAAGGGAGAAAAGCUUGUCCACCGUCCGGAUACGAAUACCCCUACCUAUCCAUCAGGCAAACAACAUGAUCAACAGCCUCCAUCCGUGACUACCAGCGAUGUUCCUCCCACGUCAGAAGAAGCUGUAGUACCCCAAACGGAGGAUGUAGGAGAGGCAGGAAGAGCAGCUGAGAAAGACGAUGCAUCGAUAAUAACUGGUCCCGAGGAAACAACAAAUCAACCAAAUCAAGAGGACGGUCCACAACUUAGACAAAAACAACAUUUGGAUCAACAGCAAGAGGAGUCCACGAGUAUACCUACGCGUACAGAAACAGAGGAAGAGACUGCGAAUCCAGAAUUACGUCUAGAAGAUCAUGGAAUAAACCUAGAUGAUGAAGAAGGGUUCGAUCCUGCAACACUUGCUAAUCUAGCUGCUUUAUCACGUAUAGGAAAUGAAGAUGACGAAGAUAAUGAUGAACAAGGUGAAGAUGGAGGUGAAGGCAAUCAACCACGAACACCUGUGACGGGUGAUGGUGAAGGGGAAACUCAAGAAGAUGCUUUGGAAGUUAGUUCACCAAGGCAUGAAGGCCCCUUGACUAGAGAACAAGUUCAGGAAUUCGUCAAUAAUCUAAGUCAUAGGGAUAAAGACAAAGAUGCAGAUAAGGGUGAAGAUGGACAAGGAGAAAGAGAUGCCGACGAGGACAAAACUAAAGAGAAAGAAGAUCAAGCUAGUGAGAAAGAGGCGGACGGUGAAGAAGAAUUACUCGAAGUGGAUGAUUCUGAAAAGAGGAAAAGAGAUGACGAAGAUUAUGAAGAAGAGGGCAAGCAGACUGAAGGUGGGAACAAAAGGAGGAAAAGAAACAGGACAGUCUUUAAACCCAGUUUCUACUACAACGCAUUGCUAACUUGUCUCGUAUUUGGUUAUGUCGCUCCACCAGAAUGUCAUAGAAGAUGCGACCGUAAUAUACCAUGUAGUCGAUGCAUAAAGCGUGGUGUUCCCGGAAUGUGUAGAAUGGAGCAUCCAAUUGUGCCUCAACGGAAAAAGCGAAAGGUACAAGAUGACGAAGACAUCAACUACGAGCUUGGUCUACGUGUGCAAGCCCUCGAAUCGCUUUUACGUUCUGGGUCACUCAUGGACGCCGAUCAAGCAUCCGCAGCAGCAAGGGAAACCAUCAUGCACGCUACUCGAGCCGCCAAUGCGGGAUCUCAAGAUGCUAACAACGCUUUAGCACAAUUGACUCAGAGUGUAGCUGCUGGGGGUGGUAUCACAGGAAUGACACAAGAUGCUCAGUCCAGUUUGCUUUUGGAUGUUUUGCAACAGCUUACUGCUGCAAGUAUGGGAAGACCACUGAAUCAAAAUGGCUCAGGAGAAGGCGGGAACCGCAGAGGACUUGAUGUGUGGUCAUCGAUACCGCAAGCUUCGCAGGAAACAUCUGUGGCCAUCGCAUCAGCAUAUGAGGCUGAUGAAUUACCAACCAAGAUCAACCUUUCAUUACCUGGUUUCAGGGAAGAUAACGGUAAGAUCUUCAUACCUCCCACAGUAAGGUAUGUGGAAAAGAAUCUGCGGAAUGAGAAUAUAUUGGCAAGAGAAGCUUUACCCAUAGAAGGGUAUGCACCAUUCUUAGAUGUUGGAGUGAGGUUCGCAUAUGGAGUGGACAGUCAGCCGUAUCGACAUCGAAGGAUAUCUGCUAUUCAAGCUUUAUCAUUAACAGGAGCUCUAAGAUUGGCUGCUACCUUUUUGUCACGUUUCCCUUCCGUACCAAUUACUAAAACGGUAUUUGUACCUUCUCCAACAGCAGAUGAAGAUACGACAGCUCUACAAGAUGCAGGAUUGGAGAUUCGUUCAUUCCGUUUCCUGGACAUGAAGACCGGAAGUGUAGAUUGGGAAGGGCUAAGAGAAGAUCUACAAGACGCACCUGUUAAAUCUAUUGUUCUGCUGCAAGUCAGUGGAAGUAUGCCAAGUGGCGCAGAAUUGACAACUAACCAAUGGCGAAUAUUAGCCACCUUACUUCAAGAACGCCAACUUAUUCCUUUGGUGAUGAUGGCUUUCCAAGGAUUGUCAACUGGAGAUACAAAUAGAGAUGCUCAAGCUUUGAGAUUCAUGGUACAUGAAGGAUUACCUGUUGUUUUGAUCCAAAGCUUUGAUGCGAUGAUGGGUCUAUAUGCCGACAGUCCAGCUAUAAUAUCUAUUGUAACCCAAAAUGCGGAAGACAAAGAUAGAGUGGAUUCUCAGCUUCGAUCAGUAGCUAGAGGAAUGUGGUUCCAUCCUUCACCGUGGGGUGCUCAAGUCGCUCAUCAGAUCUUAUCGGAUGCGAAACUAUAUCCUGCAUGGCUCGCCGAGAUAAAAGCAAUGUCUGAUCGGUUAAGAAGUGUUCGAGAGAAACUAUACGAUCUUCUAGCGAAUAAACUCAAGACACCUGGAACGUGGCUUCAUUUCAAGCGAGCGAGUGGGAUGUAUUGUACUGCUCUACUACCGCCUUCUCAAGUAGAAUCGUUAACUACCAAACGUCAUGUCCAUCUACUCCCGGACGGAUGUUUCAACUUGGGAUGUCUAAACGCGCCCAAGAUAGAUAUCCUAGCACGAGGAAUAGAUUACGUAGUGAGAGAAGGUAUCAAAGAAGCUGAAGAACAAGCCGCUCAGAGAUUAGCCAUGGAAUUAGCACUAGCGGCUGCGAAAGAACAGCAAGCUAGAGAAGAAGCUGAAGCGCUGGCAUUGGCAGAAUUGGCAGAAGCUCAAGCUGCAAGAGAAGAAGAUACGUUAUUGAUGGAACGAUCAAUCGCCAAUGCAAUUGAAGCUCAAAGAAAAGCAGAAGAAGAAGAAAGUCAAAAGGAACAACAACAGAAAUUGGAUGAAAUUCAAUUGAAAAAAUUAAAGGAAAGACAAGAAAUAGCAAGACAAGCCGAAGCUAUUUUGGCCACAAUAUCAGGUCAUUAA
This is a messenger RNA of Kwoniella shivajii, 2931 nucleotides long. RefSeq lists its product as uncharacterized. Gene Ontology annotation, molecular function: DNA-binding transcription factor activity, RNA polymerase II-specific; zinc ion binding; pyridoxal phosphate binding. Lineage: Eukaryota; Fungi; Basidiomycota; Tremellomycetes; Tremellales; Cryptococcaceae. The coding region runs from base 1 to 2931 and encodes 976 amino acids. Gene Ontology annotation, biological process: L-aspartate catabolic process; regulation of DNA-templated transcription; biosynthetic process. The transcript has 12 exons. Gene Ontology annotation, cellular component: mitochondrion. The record is from RefSeq and is a predicted model, not a curated record.